Agrilus planipennis (emerald ash borer) is the source of this 1165-nucleotide messenger RNA. RefSeq names its product transmembrane protein 94-like. Lineage: Eukaryota; Metazoa; Arthropoda; Insecta; Coleoptera; Buprestidae. The record is from RefSeq and is a predicted model, not a curated record. The transcript has 2 exons. Bases 146 to 1150 code for a protein of 334 amino acids.
CAUAACCUGUAAUUUUUAAAUAAUUUUCUGCUGUUAUAAAGUUUAGUAUCAAACACAUUACAGUGUAAUUAGUUAUCAAAAAUGUGAAAAGGAAGCCUCAUGUGCAGUGUAGUAAUAGUUAUUGUACAAUAAAAAUGAAUUAACCAUGGAUGCAAAAAAUUGUGAGGAGACAGGUCUUGCAACCUCUGAAGCUUUGUACAAACUGCAAAAUGAAAUAGAGCAAGUCCUUAUUCAGUUUAAAUUAUCGCAAAAAUCUCGUAAUUCUAGGUCAUGGUUGUUUUCUGCACUUAAUCAUUCUAGUCAACAUACUACCAUCAACUGGGUCUCAACACUAUUAUUGAUUCUCUCAUCCUUUUUAUUUUUGUUUUCCUAUUUUAUUCAUCCUGUGACAGAGGUUUUGAUUUAUCAGUCAGUUUUUAUUUUAAUUUUAACAAUAAUUAGUAUCAUAAUUGAAGUAAAUGACAAUAAAUUGAGACAUAAUGAAAUAUUCAACAGAGCCCAAAAUCUACUACAACAACUACGAACUGACUGUAAAAAUUUAAAGUGGGUCACAUCAAACUAUCCUCAUCUCUUAUCUCCCUAUUCUCCAUGCAUUACUCUACAGUGGACUUAUAGAGAUGGUAAAUUAGUUAAUUUACCAUGGGCUCUUUUGGUAAAAGGUGAUUUGAUAUUGAUACGUCCUGGUCAGAUAGUACCUGGGUACUGUGAGGCAGUAGAUAAAAAUUCUGAUUUUCCUUUGUUACAUUUGAAAGAGGUUUACGGGCCAUCGUUGCCUACAGCCAAUGAAUUCUUUAGUGUGGCAAAAAUGAGGAAACCGUUACAAAACAAAAAGUACAGACUUUUAGAAACACCAUAUUUGCAUAAUCUUCGAAUUGCUUUAGAACAGUCAUUAGAUCGACCAAUCACCCAAUAUAAUCAGCAAAGACAUCUUUUGAUGAUCAAAAUUGGCGAACAGUUCAUUGUGCCUUCUGUCUUAGUUAUAAUUUAUGUAAUAAAUUUUGUACGGUACAUGUAUUUGGAGCAUUAUAUAGGAAGCGUUCAUUGGAUAGACUCUUUCGUCUUAGUACCUGUUUGUACUGUUUUACCUUUAUUACCCAUUAUUUUCCCUAUAUUGUGGAACCUCUUGAAUUGUUAUGGAAUGGCAAGGUAAUUUAUAGUGAAUAAC